Messenger RNA from Nyctereutes procyonoides (raccoon dog), 2015 nucleotides. It is a transcript of the gene SRD5A3, whose product is annotated as steroid 5 alpha-reductase 3. Gene Ontology annotation, biological process: dolichol-linked oligosaccharide biosynthetic process; polyprenol catabolic process. The coding region runs from base 85 to 1041 and encodes 318 amino acids. Gene Ontology annotation, molecular function: 3-oxo-5-alpha-steroid 4-dehydrogenase activity. The transcript is spliced from 5 exons. The record is from RefSeq and is a predicted model, not a curated record. Gene Ontology annotation, cellular component: endoplasmic reticulum. NCBI's taxonomy places the organism in Eukaryota, Metazoa, Chordata, Mammalia, Carnivora, Canidae.
GCGCGCGGGUGGCGGCGGCGGCGGCGGCGGCGGCUGCGCGGCCGGUGGAGCUCGGGGGCUCCGGGUCCUGGGAGGUCGGGGCCCAUGGCUCCGUGGGCCGGGGCCGAGCUCUGGGCGCUGACGCCGCUGCGCGCCCUGUGGCUCACGCUGACCGCCGCCUUCCUGCUGACCCUGCUGCUGCAGCUCGUGCCGCCCGGCCUGCUCCCGGCCUGCGCGCUUUUCCAGGACCUGAUCCGCUAUGGGAAAACCAAGCGCGAGGGGCCGUCGCGCCCGGCCGCCUGCCGGGUCUUUGACGUCCCCAAGAGGUAUUUUUCUCAUUUCUACAUCAUCUCAGUGCUGUGGAAUGGCUUCCUGCUUUGGCACCUUACUCAGUCUCUGUUCCUGGGAGUGCCUUUUCCAAACUGGCUUCAUGGUCUGCUCAGAAUUCUCGGGGCUGCCCAGUUCCAAGGGAGUGAGCUGGCGCUGUCUGCAUUCUUAGUGUUAGUAUUUCUGUGGCUACACAGUUUGCGAAGGCUCUUCGAGUGCCUGUAUGUCAGUGUCUUCUCCAAUGCUGUGAUUCACGUCGUCCAGUACUGUUUUGGACUUGUCUACUAUGUCCUCACCGGCCUAACUGUGCUGAGCCAAGUGCCAAUGGAUGGCAGGAACGUCUAUGUGAUAGGGAAAAAUCUCUUGAUGCAAGCUCGGUGGUUCCAUAUCCUCGGAAUGCUGAUGUUUAUCUGGUCGUCUGCCCAUCAGUACAAGUGCCACGUUAUUCUUGGCAAUCUCAGGAAAAAUAAAGCAGGAGUGGUCAUCCACUGUAACCACCGAAUCCCUUUUGGGGACUGGUUUGAAUAUGUUUCUUCCCCUAACUACUUAGCAGAGCUGAUGAUCUACAUCUCCAUGGCUGUCACCUUUGGAUUCCACAACUUAACUUGGUGGCUCGUGGUGACAUAUGUUUUCUUCAGCCAGGCCCUGUGUGCUCUCCUCAGCCACAAAUUCUACAAAAGCAAUUUUGUCUCCUAUCCAAAGCAUAGGAAAGCUUUCCUGCCAUUCCUAUUUUAAGAUAACCUCAGUGUUGCAUGAAGAAUGCAAGCCAGGUGACAGGUUCACUUCCUCAGGACAACAACAUCUAGGGACCAAAGUACAGUUCCUGCAGAUGGUUUGAAACUCUGUGCUCCUUUUUUAUACCCACAAGUCUUCACUGAAUGAACAAAGCAAUACUGCUCAAGAAAAUGAAUCUUCAAAGAAGAAAUACUUCUGGCAGACCUGGGAGUGCCAUGUCUACCUUCGGAGGCUUUAUUAAAACCAACCCACUGCUAAACAGUAGAUGAGACUUCUCCAAGCUGGCUCAAAAGGGAAGUACCAAGAAUAUAUAGACACUUCACACAUGCACACACAUCCCCAGAGGAGGGGAGAAGACCAUCCAUGGCUUGGUUUUUGUUAGGGACAAAUGAGCGGGACUACAUAAUAAGCAACAUAGUAGGUGCUGAGUAACUGUUGUAUUUCAAUAAAAAGCAGAAGAGUUUGAAAAUAACAAUAUAUAAUUUCACACCAACAGAUUCAGGGAAAAAUGAGUCUGUUGGAGAUAGUUUACACUUUCACAUAUGGCCACCAAAAUUUCCAGUUAUGUAACCAGCAAUCGUGGUUUCCACUCAUUUCCCCCUCAAAUCAUAGGCUAACAGGAGGUUUGAAAUCUUUUAUUUAAUACCUUUUUUUGACAUCUCUUCCAAGGAAGUACCUUUAAAGUGAAAGCAACUGAAAAUAAAAUAUUUUUAUAUCGAUGUGUAAAGAGCCUUCAGUGAAUAAAUCAACCUUCGCUGCAGACUGGAUAGAGCUAUAGCCUCAUUCAUAUCCAGUUAUUCAAACUGGAUUAAGCUUUGCCUGAGUUUAACUACCGAACUAUUUUAAUGCAGUGAAUCUGAAGAUUUUGGGGAAUAAAGUUUACACUAAAAAAGUUUAUGUUAAAGGAAAAAAAACAUAAUUAAAUCAAAGGGAAAUAACUGCAUGGUUUAAAAGAAAAACAACUUGAAAACUAA